Lachancea mirantina is the source of this 501-nucleotide messenger RNA. The record is from the annotation of a GenBank genome assembly. Lineage: Eukaryota; Fungi; Ascomycota; Saccharomycetes; Saccharomycetales; Saccharomycetaceae.
AUGGUGUUUCAAGUUGCUUGCAGAUCAGUAGCGAAGCGGUCCUUUCAAUCAACAGCCAGAAGGUCUCUGACGAUUCCGUUUCUGUCAACUUUACCUCAAGCGCCGGGGGGAGUAAAAGGCAAUGUUAACGAUGCUUAUGUACCUCCCCCACCUCACAAGACACAUGGAUCCUUGCACUGGGAUUUUGAAAGAGCGGUAGCCGUUUGUAUGCCACCUCUGGUGGGUAGCGCUUUGGCUUCCGGUGGUGACUUAGGUACGGUGGCUGAUUCCUUGCUGUGCUCGGCUUUGUUUGCCCACUUGUACAUCGGCUUCCAAUCAUGUAUCAUCGACUAUAUUCCUAAAAGGGUCUAUGGUAAGAACUACAACUAUGCGAUGUAUCUGCUAACUUUGGGCAGCAUUGUGGGAGCCGUGGGUGUUUAUAAACUGGAAACGGAAGAGGAGGGCCUAACGGGCGUCGUGCAAAAACUGUGGACCUCGGAACAAAAGGGCGACAACAAAUGA